Molecule: messenger RNA, 770 nt
Organism: Pygocentrus nattereri (red-bellied piranha)
Lineage: Eukaryota; Metazoa; Chordata; Actinopteri; Characiformes; Serrasalmidae
Exons: 2
Coding region: 1-645 (214 amino acids)
Molecular function (GO): methyltransferase activity; 2-oxoglutarate-dependent dioxygenase activity
Source: RefSeq, a predicted model, not a curated record
AUGACAUGGAAGUGCAAUGCGUGUCUUAACAGCACAGUGGUUCGACUUAUCUCUGGAGGAGACAAGACCACCUACAGGGAUGAAGUCCAGGGACUGGCCAAGUGGUGUUCAGGAAAUAACCUCACCCUGAACUCCUCAAAAGCAAAAGAACUCAUUAUAGACUUCCAGCAGAAAGGAGCAGUCCCCACACCACUGUACAUCAACGGGGACUGUGUUGGAAGAGUCCCUUCCUUCAGAUUUCUGGGCACACACAUUUCUGAAGAUCUCUCCUGGACCACCAACACCAUGGCAGUGGUCAAGAAGGUACAGCAGAGGAUCUACUUCCUGAGAAUUCUCAGGAAAAACAACCUUCAGGAGAAGAUGCUGGUGUCCUACUACCGCUCCACCAUUGAGAGUGUGCUGACAUACUGCAUCUCUACGUGGUACAGCAGCUGCUCAGUGGCAGAGAGGAGAGCACUGCAGGGGGUCAUAAACACGGCCCAGAAGAUCAUCGGCUGCCCACUGCCCUGCCUGGAGGACCUGUUCAGCUCCCGCUGCAUCAGCAGGGCAGCCAACAUCCUGAAGGAUACAUUUCACCUGGGACAUCAUCUAUUUGACCUGCUGCCCUCUGGUUCCGGAAAACAAAAAUACAGGCUCAUAUUUUAAACAAGAGCAUAUUCUGGUUGAUUAGUAACUCAGCAUGUUCUCUGCAGCACAUGCAGCCUCUUUACUGCUCCCAGGAUAGCAACCAUCUCUCACGUCGCUCUCAUCAGCGUGCUACAUUACUGAAC